This is a messenger RNA of Symbiodinium natans, 1407 nucleotides long. Lineage: Eukaryota; Dinophyceae; Suessiales; Symbiodiniaceae. The record is from the annotation of a GenBank genome assembly.
AUGCUCCGCUCGCGAUGGGCGCCGGCCGGUGUGUGGCUGAGGCGAUGCAAGGUCUCCGGCUGUGUACCACAUCGCCCGCCGUCUCUGGGCGUGGGGCACGGCACGGCUCCCUGGCCAUUUCGGCGCCCUCCUUGCGUUGCGCCUGGGAGCCUCCGUCCGAGCCUGAGCCAGGCGACCGCGGCCUCCUGCAGAGGCCUCUCGGGCACACCCUCACCGGCUUCGGCCUCGGCGGCUUCGGCUCCCUUGAGCCCCACAGCUGAUGCCCUGAAGAUCGUGGCCGGGAUCGCCGGCUUCCUAGGCUUCGACGCUGCGGUGCGGUUGGCGAUCGACACAUGCGGGCUUCACCUGCUGCCUUCCCAGAUUUGCAGCAUGCUCAGCGCCUUCGGUGGGCUCUCGCUGGCUCAUGCCCUGGCGCCCGCUGCUGCGAGCCAAGCGCACCAAGCACUGAUGCCGGCGGUGGGUUGGGUUGGCCGCUGGCUGCCGGUCUUCCUGGUGCCCGUGCAGGUGACUCUGCCCACAAUCCUCUUCCCCGGCGGCGCGGCGGAGGCCGCGGGCCUGGGGCUUCUGCUCGCUGGCGGCUGGGCGGCCGCCGUGGCUGGCGCUGCCCGCCUGGUGCUGCUGCUGGCUCCGCAGCUGCCUGCCGCGGAGGCCUCAGCUGCCGCGAAAGCCGCCGGCCCCAGGAAACUGCUGCCGUUCUGCGCAGCCUGGCUUCUGCUGGCAGCGGCCACCGCUCCUCUGGGCGUCUGGCCGGAGCUCUGGGAGGGCCCGGAGGAGCGCUGUCGGCAGCUCCGUGGUGCGGCUUUGGCUGCCUUGGGCGUGGGGAGCUUCGCGCUGGCCGUGCACCGGGGCCUGCCCGGCCACCUUUGUUUUCUGGCCAACGGCGCCGCCACCAUCGCAGGCGCGGCCGCCAUGGCGGCGGCUCGUGGCGAAAGCUACAGCCAGGUGGUGAAGAGAGACUACCUCGUAGGGGCUCAAGGGCCACCCGGGACUGGGGACAUGCUGCUGUGGUGCCUGGGACCAGCCCUGGUGUCCACAGGGGUGCAGAUGUUCCAAUACCGCGCGCGCAUCGCGUCGCUCAGCAAGGUUCUCUUCCUGACCUGCGGAGCUGUGUCUUUGUGUAACGUGCUGGGCACAGCCGCUGCCGGGCCUCUUCUGGGAGUGUCUCCGGACGUGACGCUCGCGGCCACCAUGAGGUGCGUCACGAUCCCCAUGGCGCUGCCCACGUAUGCCCGCCUCUGCGAAGUGAGUGGUGCUGAGAACAACGUGGCCCUGGUGGCGCUCUGCGCAGGAGUGUCCGGGUUCAUUGGGUUCGGGCCUCAGAUCAAGCGUGGUGGGGGGGUCAGGAUCCGAGACCUGUGGGGAUGGCAGCGCCUGCCUCUGCAUCUCGGUUUAGGGUUUAGGGUUUAG